Molecule: messenger RNA, 273 nt
Organism: Micromonas pusilla CCMP1545
Lineage: Eukaryota; Viridiplantae; Chlorophyta; Mamiellophyceae; Mamiellales; Mamiellaceae
Exons: 1
Coding region: 1-273 (90 amino acids)
Molecular function (GO): calcium ion binding
Source: RefSeq, a predicted model, not a curated record
AUGCGUUUUCUCCUCACGUACGGCUCCGACGAGGACUUCGAGCGCGGCGUCCUGGAGACGCUCGCGACGCGCCCGGCGAUCGCGGACCUCCCAGACCGCGAGAGCAAGCUCGCGGUGCUGUUCCGUCACCUGGACGACGACGACAGCGGCGACCUCACGGUGGAGGAGAUGUUCGCGGUGGCGACGGACGUCAAUCCCGCGUCGCGGAGAGCGCGAGAGGAAGUCAGGCGCGUUCUAUACACUGGUCCCCAUACGACCGCGUCCGCGUGGUGA